Messenger RNA from Cannabis sativa, 2081 nucleotides. Its product is annotated as protein PIN-LIKES 2. Gene Ontology annotation, cellular component: membrane. The record is from RefSeq and is a predicted model, not a curated record. Lineage: Eukaryota; Viridiplantae; Streptophyta; Magnoliopsida; Rosales; Cannabaceae. Bases 587 to 1951 code for a protein of 454 amino acids. The transcript has 2 exons. Gene Ontology annotation, biological process: endoplasmic reticulum to cytosol auxin transport.
GAGAGAGGGAGUGGAGAGAUAGGAGUUUAAAAAAUGAGAAGAGUAUUUUUGGAUUUAAUACAAAAUUAAUUUAUUUUAACAAUUGUAAUACACUUAUAUUUGGGUAUCAAAGUUUGCCCUAAUAAUGUAUGUAUACAUAAUCAAAUUUCUCAUAUAUUUUCAUACAAAUUUUCAGAAUUUUUGAGGCAUUUAUUUAAUUAAAAAUGAAAUUUUAAUCAAAAAUAAAAAUCAUUUUUUUUUAAAUCAAAUCUUUUAAAUACUUAAAAAUGAUACCUUUAAAAAAAAUACUUAAAAAUGAUAAAAUUUGUUAUUAAUUAAAUUAAAAAUUAUUACCUAAAUCAGAGAAAAGAUAGGAAGAGAGAGAGAUUGAGAUUGAGAGUAAUCUGUGAUUGAGAGGGAGAGAGAGAGAGAUUGAGAAAUUGAAACAGAUCUGAGAUUGAGAGAGAAGUGUUGAAGAAGAUGAAGAGUAAAAAGUAGGCGACGAGUUGGAGGACUUGAAGAGAUCGGCGGAGCAACAGAGCACCGACGACGACGGAGGACGAGAGAGAAGGGUAUAUUGUUUUUGAUCAUAAAAGUUGUGGAAACAAUGAUUUCUAGAUAUCUGAACGAGUUGUACCAAAAUAAUGUGAAAUCAAGUGGAGAAGAUGUGAUGAGUGCAAUGAUGCCUUUGAUGAAACUUCUCACUCUUACUCUUAUGGGACUUGUUAUUGCACAUCCCAAAAUACAAAUCAUCCCUAAAUCUACUUUUAAGCUUUUGAGCAAACUUGUUUUUGCUCUUUUCUUGCCAUGCCUAAUUUUUACUGAGCUUGGUGAAUCCAUGACACUUGAAAACUUGGUUCAUUGGUGGUUCAUUCCAGCUAAUGUGUUGAUCAGUACAGUUGUUGGUUGUUUCCUUGGGUACUUGGUGGUGAUUAUAUGUCGCCCGCCUCCGCAGUUGAAUAGGUUUACCAUCAUCAUGACUGCAUUUGGGAAUACUGGCAAUCUUCCUCUUGCGAUUGUUGGGUCUGUAUGUCAUACUUCAGAUAACCCUUUUGGACCUCACUGUAAUUCAAGAGGGGUUGCCUAUGUUUCCUUUGCUCAGUGGGUUUGUGUAAUUCUUGUUUACACCCUUGUUUAUCACAUGAUGGAGCCUCCAUUAGAGUAUUAUGAGAUAGUUGAAGAGGAAAGGAUGGAAAUUGAGGAAGAGUUGCCAGUUACUAAUAUCAGUAGGCCUCUCCUUGUUGAAGCUGAAUGGCCAGGUAUUGAGGAUAAGGAAACAGAGCAUUCCAAGACACCUUUCAUUGCUAGGAUUUUCAAAAGCAUCUCGAAUGUUUCACAAUCUACUCUACCUGAUACUGAAUUCUAUGAACAAAGUGGUGAAAGCAGUCCAAAAUCUAUUAGGUGUUUGGCUGAACCAAGAGUUGUGAGGAGGAUGAGAGUUGUUGUGGAACAAACUCCUAUAAAGCACAUACUUCAGCCCCCAACAAUUGCUUCUCUGUUGGCUAUCAUUAUCGGAUUGAUACCUCAAUUCAAAGGUUUUUUCUUUGGCUACGAUCCUCCACUAGGUUUCGUUACAGAUAGUUUAGAGAUUUUAGCUGCAGCAAUGGUGCCUUCUGUGAUGCUUAUUCUUGGGGGUAUGCUUGCAGAAGGCCCAAGUGAAUCUACCCUUGGCCUUCGAACAACUAUUGGUAUAAGUGUAGCGAGGCUCCUCUUGCUCCCUAUAUUCGGGAUUGGAAUAGUGGCAAUGGCUGAUAAGCUCAAUUUUUUGGUGGUUGGCGAUCGAAUGUACAGAUUUGUCCUCUUGAUGCAGUAUACAACACCAAGUGCCAUUUUACUGGGAGCAAUUGCUAGCCUGAGGGGAUACGCGGUUAGGGAGGCUUCGGCUCUCAUCUUCUGGCAGCAUCUGUUUGCACUAUUCUCCCUUUCUCUGUAUAUUAUUAUCUACUUUAAGCUACUUACAUAUAUGCUGUAAAGAACAACUGAUGGAACCUUUUACAUUGGAUGAUGUUAGUGAUUUGUUAUUGUUCCAUUCCAAAGAGUCAAUUGUACUGAUUUUCACAAUUGUAAAAUUAAGAAAUUCUGAGGUAUUUUGUUUGGAAAAA